Molecule: messenger RNA, 2364 nt
Organism: Rotaria sp. Silwood2
Lineage: Eukaryota; Metazoa; Rotifera; Eurotatoria; Philodinida; Philodinidae
Source: the annotation of a GenBank genome assembly
AUGGAUCCUAGUGUCUACUACCGCAUCAUUCCAUUUUUCAUUAUAUCAAUCUUAUUAUUCAACACCGUUCCUGCCACUGUUGGGACGACUCGCUCAUCAGAAACAGACAACGAAACGGAGAAAAUAUCAUAUAAUCGAGAAAUACAUAAAAGUCGUCGCCUUACUGUUCAGAAUUUUAUUCUCAUUUGGUUAGACUCAAAAAUCAAUGAAUCUAAUAGUGAUUAUCAUAAUUCUAUGAAGCGGUUUCGAGAAAUCGUCAAUACAAUAUAUACAUUCACUAACGCUGAUCAAUGUGUCGAUUUUCUUAACGAAGUCAAAGACGAAAAAGUAUUUCUAAUCUUAUCAGAUGAUUUUAUCCAAUCUACAGUAUCUGUCAUUCAUGAUAUUCCUCAACUCGAUUCCAUCUAUGUAAUAUCUGGAAAUGGGUCAAAACAUGAACAAUGUGCGAAACAAUGGACCAAGAUGAGGAGUGUGUAUACUAAGAUGGGCUCUAUUAUUAAUGCCCUUAAACUAGAUGCUCAGCAGUGCGAUCGUGAUUCUCUCUUACUCAGUAUUACAAGCGGACAUUUAGAUCAAGUCGAUCCUGUUUUCAUGUAUGCGAAUUUACUUAAGAAAACUCUCAUGGAAAUAAAAUAUGAUGGCAACGCUAAGAAAGAAUUUGCUGACUUUUGUCGAAAACAAUACCAAAAUAAUUCGUACGAGUUGCAAAAAAUUAAUGCAUUUGAACGAGAUUAUAGUCUAGAUGCAGCAAUUUGGUGGUAUGCUCAAAAAUGUUUCCUCUAUCAAAUGAUUAAUCGAGCUCUUCGAACGCAAGAGAUUGAAAUUAUCUUCAAGAUGGGCUUUUUCUUACGCGAUGUUCAUCGACAAAUCGAAGAACUAAAUUCGGAAAAGACACGAAAGAGUAGUGUUUUCUUUGUCUAUCGGGGUCAAGGUAUCUUAAGUACAGAAUUUGAGAGGGUCAAGAGGACGAGUAAAGGUGACUUACUAGUGUUUAAUAACUUCUUGCAUGGAAGUCUUAACAAAAAACUAGCACUACAAUUUGCGCGAAAUUCGUUACGUGAUCCUGAUUUAGUAGGUGUUCUCUUCAACAUCACUAUCAAUAAUACACGAGCUUCGUCAAGUCCAUUCGUUUCACGACGGCAAGCUGAUGCUCUGGCAAAUGAGAAAGAAGGAAUUUUAUUUUCUAUGUUCACGAUAUUUCAAAUUACUGAUAUUAUGCCUAUUGAGAAUCGUCUAUGGCAAGUGGAACUUACAUUGAUGCCAGAUAACGACCAAAAACAAAUCAAACUUCUUGAACUCACGCGAAAAGAGGCAUCAAAGUCAAAUGGAUGGCAGCAGUUGGGUGAUUUACUGAUGCGAAUGAGGAAUUUUGACAAAGCCGAAGAAGCCUAUCAUAUACUAUUACAAAAGAUGUCAAAGGUAGACGAGAAAGCACUUCCUCAUCUUUAUAAUCAACUAGGUCGCAUAAAACACAGAAAGAAACAGUAUAUGGAGGCAUUGGAAUUCUAUGAAAAGGCACUUGAAAUUCAACAAAAAUCUUUCCCUUCGAAGCAUCUAGAUUUGGCCAGUACCUACACUAAUAUUGGUUUAGUGCAUAGCAGUAUGGAGGAAUAUACAAAAGCCCUAGACUUUUACCGAAAGGCGCUAGAAAUUCAAGAAGAUUUACUUCCUUCAGAUCAUCAAAACUUAGUUACUACCUACAAUAACAUCGGCUUGGUUUACAAAAACAUGGGAGAAUAUUCAACUGCGCUUGAGUUUUAUCAAAAGACACUAGAAAUUCAAGAAAAAUCCCUUUCUUCAAAUCAUCGAGAUUUCGCUAUGACCUAUAACAAUAUCGCUUCCGCCCAUUACAACAUAAAAGACUACUGGAAAGCUCUUUUAUUCUAUAAAAAAGCGCUUAAAAUUUACAAAAAGUAUUUUCCUGAAGAUCAUCCAUAUUUAGCUACCAUGUAUCACAAUAUUGGUUCAGUGCACCGGGAUAUGGAGGAAUACUCGACAGCACUCGAAUAUUUUAAAAAGGAACUUGAAAUCCGAGAAAAAUCCAUUCCUUCAAAUCAUCCAACUAUGUCUAGUAUUUACAGCUGCAUGGGUAUGGUACAUGCUAAAAUGGAACAAUAUUUGAAAGCACUGGAAUUCUAUCAGAAGGCACUUGAAAUUCAACAAAAAACUCUUUCUGCGAAUCAUCCAGAUCUAGCAGCUAUUUAUUACUACGUUGGUUCAGUAUACCAGCAUAUGCAAGAAAAUUCGAAAGCACUAUCAUUUUUCGAACGUGCUGUAGAAGUUGGACAACUUUCACUGCCUGAAAACCAUUCUGAUCUUGAAUUGUAUCGAAAACACCUUUAUGAAUUACAACAUGAGUUGUGA